AGAAGUAAAUGUCUGCAACCAUAGGGCUGCAUUUGCAAAAGAGGAAAUGGACUUCAAACGGGAAAACCAAGUCGAGAAAACCAUCCAUUCAGAUAUCAACUUCCCAGCAGAAAUGUUGGUCUGGUAAACUAGUUUUUUGGGACCAGAGUAUAGUGGAGAAGAUUUCUUUUCUUUUUUAAAGUAGGCCAAAAUUUUCCUGAGUUCUUUCUUUUUUUUUUUUCUUUUUCCUUUCUCCUCUUUUGUCCCAUCCCCUUUUCUUUGUCUCCACAGAGUAACUGCUGGGAUGGCGAUUGGGUAGCUGCAGGGGCCAAGACUCAAUUCCCCUGCACUAGCCGGGGCGUAGUGGGUGGGACUCAGCCCAGAGUUGGUUUUCCACAAGCAGAUUUCUUUGCAGUUUUCCUGCACUUUCGCCCAGCGAGACCCAAGGCAAAAAGCAGACAGCAGCUGGGGAGUCGUCCCUGGCGACCUACCCCUACGGGGAGAGGGAACGCAGCGGGCUGCCGAAGGACCCUGAGUGACCUCGCCAUGUGCGGAUCUGCAAGGCGCGCCCUGGAGCUACUGGAGAUCCGGAAACGCAGUCCCGAGCUCUGGGAGGCCACCGAACACUCCAGUCACCAGUGUCCUUGAUCUGAUCGUGGCUUCUGUCUGUCAGUCCCUCAUAAAGAGCACCUCACCAGGACAAGAUCCGCAGCAGAGUGAGGCCACCAACACCAUGUUCUGUACGAAGCUGAAGGAUCUCAAGAUCACAGGGGAGUGUCCCUUCUCCUUACUGGCACCAGGGCAGGUUCCUAAAGAGCCGGCAGAGGAGGUAGCCGGAAGCGCAGAGAACUACGAAGCCACUCUGCCCUGUCAGGACGCUCCUGAGAAGAAUGUCCAAGGAAGUCUUCCUCAAAGAAAGACCAGUCGGAGCCGGGUCUAUCUUCACACUUUGGCAGAGAGCAUUUGCAAACUGAUUUUCCCCGAGGUCGAGCGGCUGAACCUUGCACUUCAGAGAGCACUGGCAAGACACAAAAUAAAAGAAAGCAGGAAAUCUGUGGACAGAGAAGACUUUGAAAAAGUAAUUGCGGACCAAGCCCUCACAGCAGGAGUUCCCGUGGAGAUCAUUAACGCAUCUCUCGGUGAAGAGGUUUUUAAAAUAUGUUACGAGGAAGAUGAACACAUCCUGGGUGUGGUGGGAGGAACCCUCAAGGAUUUCUUGAACAGCUUCAGCACCCUUCUCAAGCAAAGCAGCCACUGCCAGGAGGCAGAGAAGAAGGGCAGGCUGGAGGCUGCCUCCAUCCUCUGCCUGGAUCAAGAUCACGAUGUCUUAAACGUGUACUACUUCUUCCCGAAGAGGAUCACGUCCCUGAUUCUGCCGGGCAUCAUCAAGGCGGCUGCCCACACCUUGUACGAAAGCGAAGUGGAUGUGUCCUUGACACCUUCCCGCCUCUGCAACGACGGCAGCGAGUUUGUCAAUCAGCCCUAUUUGUUAUACUCCGUUCAUGUCAAAAGCACCAGGCCCUGCCUGUCCCCAGGCAAGCCCCAGUCCUCGCUGGUCAUCCCUGCUUCUCUCUUCUGUAAGACGUUUCCGUUCCAUUUCAUGUUUGACAAAGACAUGACGAUUCUGCAGUUUGGCAAUGGCAUCCGGAGGCUGAUGAGCAGGAGAGACUUCCAGGGGAAGCCUACGUUUGACGAGUACUUUGAAAUUCUGACGCCAAAAAUCAACCAAACUUUUAGCGGAAUCAUGACUAUGUUGAAUUUGCAGUUUGUGGUCCGAGUGAGGAGAUGGGAUAACUCUGUGAAGAAGUCUUCAAGGGUUAUGGACCUCAAAGGCCAAAUGAUCUACAUCAUUGAGUCAAGUGCGAUCUUGUUCUUGGGGUCCCCCUGUGUAGAUAGAUUAGAAGAUUUCACAGGAAGAGGCCUCUACCUCUCAGACAUCCCGAUUCACAACGCGCUGAGGGACGUGGUCUUGAUAGGAGAGCAGGCCAGAGCUCAGGAUGGCCUUAAGAAGAGGCUGGGAAAACUGAAGGCCACCCUUGAGCAAGCCCACCAGGCCCUGGAGGAGGAGAAGAAGAAGACUGUCGAUCUUCUGUGCUCCAUAUUUCCCUGCGAGGUGGCGCAGCAGCUGUGGCAAGGGCAGGUGGUGCAGGCGAAGAAGUUCAGUAACGUCACCAUGCUUUUCUCGGACAUUGUUGGGUUCACCGCCAUCUGCUCCCAGUGCUCGCCGCUGCAGGUCAUCACCAUGCUCAACGCGCUCUACACGCGCUUCGACCAGCAGUGCGGAGAGCUGGAUGUCUACAAGGUGGAGACCAUUGGCGAUGCCUAUUGUGUGGCUGGGGGCUUGCACAGAGAAAGCGAUACCCAUGCUGUUCAGAUAGCGCUGAUGGCCCUGAAGAUGAUGGAGCUCUCUGAUGAAGUCAUGUCUCCCCAUGGAGAACCUAUCAAGAUGCGAAUCGGACUGCACUCUGGGUCGGUGUUUGCUGGAGUCGUCGGAGUGAAAAUGCCGCGUUACUGUCUUUUUGGAAACAAUGUCACCUUGGCUAACAAAUUUGAGUCCUGCAGUGUACCACGGAAAAUCAACGUCAGCCCCACAACGUACAGAUUGCUCAAACACUGUCCUGGUUUUGUGUUUACCCCACGAUCAAGGGAGGAACUUCCACCAAACUUCCCCAGUGAAAUUCCUGGAAUCUGUCAUUUUCUGGAAGCUUAUCAACAAGGAACAAAUUCAAAACCAUGGUUCCAAAAGAAAGAUGUUGAAGAUGGCAAUGCCAACUUUCUAGGCAAAGCAUCGGGAAUAGAUUAGCAAAAUAUGUACCUGAUGUCAGCCUUUGGGGCGUGACCCCUUUGAGCGUCUGUGGAAUCUCUGAAAGCACUUUAGCAUGCAGGUGGUUAAGAAGCAGUAUUAAAAUUCAGGAGUAAGUCUCGAUCUACUUAUUCUUCCACUUAACAUGACAAAAAUGUAUUCACUUCAAUACUUCAGCUCUUCA
Molecule: messenger RNA, 2966 nt
Organism: Molossus molossus (Pallas's mastiff bat)
Lineage: Eukaryota; Metazoa; Chordata; Mammalia; Chiroptera; Molossidae
Gene: GUCY1A1
Product: guanylate cyclase 1 soluble subunit alpha 1
Exons: 10
Coding region: 713-2782 (689 amino acids)
Biological process (GO): response to oxygen levels; cGMP biosynthetic process
Cellular component (GO): guanylate cyclase complex, soluble
Molecular function (GO): guanylate cyclase activity; heme binding
Source: RefSeq, a predicted model, not a curated record